CUGCACGUUGCCGCCUUCCACUGUGCGGUGCACUACUUUUUUGUGCCUCUCUCGCCGCCGCUGCUGCAAAUUGGGUUUUCUGACAGAUUCGGACAGACCCUACUGUACCGACUGUUCUGCUGGGCGUGCCGGGCCGGCACUCCUAUCUAGUAGAGUCUUGUUCGCCUGAGCUCGAUAUAAAGCUGCACAGAUCCUCCUGUUCUCCCAGCUUCUUCUCUUCUUGUCCUCCAGCCCGUGGAUUGUUGUUCUACCUGCUCUUUUCUUUUUCUUCCUCCGUCUCCCUCUGUCUCCGUAUCCACAGAUAGAUUGCUCUGCCUAACCCGGUCAGCAACCCUGAGUUCAUCCGCUGCACCACCCACCGCUUGCUACUAGGUUUGUAUAGUCAACACAGUCACAUACACACGUAUACAGACACAUACCACCACGUACAUACACACAUUCCACGAUGCCGUUCAAAUCCCUACCAGGCAUCCUUAGAAAGGAGAUCACAUGGGGCAGAAACAUCCUCACCGAGGAGGACCACCAGCACUUGGAGGUCACCGACAAGGACGGUAACAUUGUCGAAAUCGACGAAGAAGACAUCGCCCCAAGCGGCAAAAAGAACUACUGGCCCAUCUUCACCGCCGGUGCCGGUUUGUUUUCCGACGGUUAUGUGAACAACUCCAUCGGUACUGCCUCCACCUGUCUUUCCGUCAUCUAUGGCGACCAGUACACCCACUCCCACGCCUUGAGAAACGUGUCCGCCAUUGCCUUUGUCGGUACCGUGGUGGGCCAGUUGACUUUUGGUGUCUUCUCAGAUUACAUCUCCAGAAAAACCGGUAUGUUGGUCUCUUCCGGAGGUUUGAUCAUCUUCUCGAUCCUUGCCGCAGGUUGUUGGGGUGUCGGCACAGAAGCCAAAUACGGCGGUAACGCAGGUGGCCUCUUUGCAGCCUUGACAGCCUACAGAUUCUUCUUGGGAUACUUCAUUGGUGCUGAAUACCCAACUGGUUCAGCCGCAUGUGCUGAGGCUUCCGCCUUGUUACCAGCAGGUAAAAGAAACAGAUAUUUUGCAUGGUUCACCAACUUCAUGAUUGAUUUCGGUUUCGUUGUCUCCGCCUUUGUGCCAAUGGUUCUCUUGUGGAUCUGUGGCACCAAACACCUCCAGCCUGUCUGGAGAAUCACCUUGGGUAUUGGUGCAAUCCCACCAAUCUCCUUGUUUAUCCUCAGACUAUUUUUCAAGGAAGGUAAGCAGUUCCAGAAGUUGAACUUGAAGAACGCUACCAUCCCAUUCUUCUUGAUUAUCAAGUACUACUGGUUCAGACUACUGAUCGUCUCAAUCAUCUGGUGGAUCUACGACUUCUCAGCUUAUGCUUUUGGCAUCUACUCCACCCCUAUCUUGAAGCAAAUCAUCAAGGAUAAGGACAUGUACAAAACUUUUGGUUGGAACGUCGUGCUCAACCUCUUCUACUUGCCUGGCUCCUUCCUGGGUGCCAUCUCCACAGAUUAUAUUGGUCCAAGAUUAACCUUGGCUCUCGGUGUCUUUUUACAAGCUAUCAUCGGCUACAUCAUGGCCGGCCUCUACCCUAAGCUCGAAACCGAAAUCGGCGCCUUCGUCACCGUCUACGGUAUCUUCUUGACUCUGGGUGAAUUUGGUCCUGGUGACAACAUUGGUUUGUUGGCCGCAAAGACCUCUGCUACCCCGGUGAGAGGUGUCUACUAUGGUAUCGCUGCUGCUAUCGGUAAAAUCGGUGCGUUCGUCGGUACCUACGCCUUCCCAUCGUUCCAGAACCACUACCCAGGUGUCGAGGGCUACCAGGUACCAUUCUGGUUGGCCUCCUCCUUGGCCAUCGUUGCAGGUUUGUUAGCUCUUUUCGGUCUACCAGCCGUCGACCAGGAAGCCAUGCAAAGAGAAGAUUUUGAGUUCUUGUCUUAUUUGAGCCAGAACGGUUUUGACAUCUCUACUCUCGGUGACGGUACUUUGAUGUCCGGUGAAAAACACUCUUCUUCAGCUGCCAACUCCGUUGAAGAAGAAGUGGUUGAAAUCUUUGACGAUAUGAAAAAAAUCUGAUUUCUUCCUCCUACGACUUUUUCUCCUACCUUGUUCCCCCGUCACCACUUCCUGUUUUUAUCACCACUUUUAAUUCUAUAAAACCUAGUUGCUUCUAAUUUUUCUCCUAUUUUGCUUCUUUCCAGACUCUCUCUCAAUUCUGCUCAAUUCACUUCCUCUCUUUAUAAAGUCUUUAGCAGAAUCAAUCUUAAGCCCAACCCCGA
This is a messenger RNA of Pichia membranifaciens NRRL Y-2026, 2250 nucleotides long. RefSeq lists its product as hypothetical. Gene Ontology annotation, biological process: carboxylic acid transport; transmembrane transport. Gene Ontology annotation, cellular component: plasma membrane. Gene Ontology annotation, molecular function: carboxylic acid transmembrane transporter activity. The record is from RefSeq and is a predicted model, not a curated record. The transcript has a single exon. Lineage: Eukaryota; Fungi; Ascomycota; Pichiomycetes; Pichiales; Pichiaceae. The coding region runs from base 446 to 2047 and encodes 533 amino acids.